This is a messenger RNA of Electrophorus electricus (electric eel), 3385 nucleotides long. It is a transcript of the gene relt, whose product is annotated as RELT TNF receptor. Gene Ontology annotation, biological process: apoptotic process. The record is from RefSeq and is a predicted model, not a curated record. NCBI's taxonomy places the organism in Eukaryota, Metazoa, Chordata, Actinopteri, Gymnotiformes, Gymnotidae.
CUCGCUGUCCCUCCGCUUGCAUUUUGGACUAUGAAGUGGAGUUGAAGCCUUCUACCGGCUUUUUGGUUGUUUGUUUGUUUGUGACACAGCUUCCGUACGCAGAGCGAUGAUUACACCUCACCGGUCAUUGAAAAGAAAAACCCACUAAUCAGAUCUUAUGGUCGUAGAGGAAUACCUUGAGGAUGACGAGGAACCACCUUUGCUGCUCUGCCCCAGUCUUUCUCAUGCUGCUGGGUCCAUGGGGGGCUCUGACUACACCAUGUCAGCGGGCAGAGGGGUGUGUGUGUCUGCACUGUCCUGCUGGGCAGGAGCCCUCUAUGGCCUGCAGUGAGCUGGAGGUCACGGACGUGACAGCGGAGUGUCGUGACUGCCCGUCAGACACCUUCUCCGACGGCCACGACCCGGAACUUUGUAGGCCCCACACGGCCUGUGAGACUCUGAACCGGCAGUUGCUGGCGGCCGGCACCUCCCACUCCGAUGCAGCGUGUGGAGCUUGUCUACCGGGGUUCCACUCAGAAACUACACAGAAGUCCUCCCCUCUGCAGGCCUGCGUGACAACACCCCCGAAGGAUCCAAAGCACAGCGCGGGUGUGAGCGCCCCCCUCGGGUCUGGAGUGGGAGUGACGAACGCCACUGCGGCGCGCAGCUCCGAGAACGCGGAAUAUGCCGUCUAUGCACUCGCACCCGUCUUCUGCGUGAUGGGACUGCUAGGAAUCUUCAUCUGUAACCUGCUGAAGAAGAAAGGCUACACCUGCACGCCCGAGAAGGAGGCUGCGCACAAUGACACGCCUCAGAAAGAUGGUAACCCUUUCCCUUGCAUUGUAGAGAACUCCAAUGAAGACACGAUCAGUGUGCUGGUUCGCCUCAUUUCAGAAAAGACAGAAAAUGCAGCUGCUUUAGAAGAAAUGUUACUGGAAUAUGAACUGACACAGACAGAUAUCAGCAAGUCACCUCUUCUCUCACCCGAGCCCCUGAAGUUCCAGUCUCUGCCCAGGCUGUGUUCCCACCAGCACCAUCUCCACACAAUCAACGGCCUGGUCCCUCACUCCGGCUUCUGCUGCUCCCGCUGCAGUCAGAAGAAAUGGCCUAAGCUGCUCCUGCGUCCGACGCCCCUCUUCGUGGAUGCCAACAAGACAGCCCAUACUCCUGUGAAGCCCCCGUCAACCAACGAGGGAAUCGUCCUGUCUGUGGGAAGGUCAGAGGUGUUUGAUAGGUUCCAGGUGGCUCAGAUCCAGGAGAGUAAGCCAGUCUCCAUAUCAACGACCUCAACUGAGGGUCGCGACACAGACUUGGUUGAGCCUGCUGAGGGGAUGUCCUUCCUAGGCAUGGCCUCUCUCUCCAAAGCUCCAUCACCUCAUGCCGCAGACAGGACAUGAUCGACCAAGCGGAGUAAGAAGAGUAACGUCCUCCAAGACCUUUUGAAGAUGACAUCAUCAGCGGUCUAUGCUGGAAGUCAGACACUGAAACAGGAUAGUAGGAGUAUUUACCCCCAUGGGGAGUUAGCCUCGAAUUCUGAUCAACAAGGAUUUGAGUUUUUUACAGAAGUAAUUCAACUAUUUUAAUUUAUUAAGCAAGCUCAGGCCUCACAAACAGUAAGACAGGAGUGAGUGAGUGCUGCCUGCUUCUACUCUGAGCUUGUGUGCUUCCAGAAGACUCCACACGGGAAGGCAAGUCACCUGUGCAUAUAUGGAGAAUUUCUGAAUAAAUCUUUUGAUAAUACCUUAGUAAUGUUGAACAUAGCCAUAGACAGCUCAUACUAAGGCUAGACAGUGCUAGUUCACACUCUGACCCACAGCGACAUCUUUUCAUGUUUGCUUAGUUACAUGGUUUCCUCUUCGGCUCUUCAGCUUCCAGCCUCAGACGGGGCAGCACGUUUUCACGUUAAAGCAAUUUUGUAAAUAACUGUAAAUAUGUAUAGUAUGGUUUGUAAAAAUAACGAACAAACAAACAAACAAAGCAAAAGAAGCAAGGAGGUGUUUUUUUCCGCUAAGAUUAGUGCUCUGCCGUACAGACGUAGGCAGUGGGUUCACAUCGCCCUUGUCUGUGCCGCAACCAAACUGGGGCUUGUUUCAUGAUUAGAAAAUGUCGCAGUUAUUUUUACUCUCAUAGGUGUCCUUUUGGCCUUAAUGGUAUGCAGCAAGUUCUCUGGGCACGGGUUUGAUUCCCAACCACUGCCAUCAGCACUUUAUAUUAACCCCGGAACACUCGUCAGUUUCACAAAGUUGUGUUGGAAACUACCUUUAUCGAGUGUAAGUGUGUGAGUGGCUGCUUUUAAAUCCUCAAACUUCUACAAGAUGAUUUAUUUAAUACUCUACCAAACACUCAUGUUUUACAUGCUUACUGGUGAUCCAGUGAGGCAGAUGUGUGCUUUGAGUCGCGGGGUCAGGGAGGAAGACUCUGUACAUGCCUGUCUGUCAGAGUCGCACUAGGUUAGUGUUCACCCUGCUCUAACGCAUGCAAAGUAACUCCCGGGACUUCGAAACUAGUUGCUGAGCUAAAUUAGGUCUGGUUAUUGAUGGAAAACACUAAAACGUGCAGUGCUGUGACCCUCCAGGACAGCCCUGCUCUAGCCAGGGCUGUUCUAUGGCCCUUGUGGUUUUUAUUCCAAAUGACUCACUCAAUGAUGUCAUUCUCUGGCACUUAUUUAGCUAAAGAAUAAGGGCACAUUUAUGGCACGACAGAACACUUACAUUAUUUACGGUGUGUCAUCAAAGCUACCUCCCACUUUGAGCAGGGUUAGUAGUCAAGCGCAUGUUUAAUAUCUUUCAUUCGGCAUGCCACUGUAGGAUGCCCCCGUGUGAGUUUACACCGAACUAACCCCUGCUUGAGCCAGUCACACUGACGGGGAGGGAGACACACGCGUUGGGAAACUUGGGGUGUUUCUAAAACACACGGGGCAUGCAGGGGCGCUCCGCUCAGUCGUAGCCACAGAAAUUCCUGUCGCUUUUCACCAGUUCCAGGUACGGUGAACGUUAUAUCAUCAAUGUUUGAAAUAGGCUCGUGUGUAUAAUAUGUGAAAUACUGUUGUAUUCCAACAUCAAACAAAUCAUGACCUAAUUAUCUCAAUCUUCCAGUUUUGUUUGAUCCUGUUUCUUAUUUUAAUUUUGAAGACACGAGGUAGCAGCGAGUGCUACAAGCAGCACUGCUUUGUUAUGCCAUUGACAUGCGCGUGUUACAAAUGACAUUUGAUGGACUUGUUUUUCAUUCAGCCUUUAAAUAUGUCAGUAUUUUACUGUAUUUAUAUACUUUGACAUCUCUGGGUUCUGCAUAUUGUUAAAAAUAAAUUAUUAAUAACUAAACUGGUUGACAAGUAAGGAAAGGAAUUGUUUAGUUUCUUUUAUUUAUUUAUUUAUUAUUAUUCAUGUUAGCUCUUUGCGAUAUGUAC